Syngnathoides biaculeatus (alligator pipefish) is the source of this 5656-nucleotide messenger RNA. RefSeq names its product ankyrin repeat and BTB/POZ domain-containing protein 3-A-like. Bases 283 to 3738 code for a protein of 1151 amino acids. Gene Ontology annotation, molecular function: protein heterodimerization activity. The transcript has 18 exons. NCBI's taxonomy places the organism in Eukaryota, Metazoa, Chordata, Actinopteri, Syngnathiformes, Syngnathidae. The record is from RefSeq and is a predicted model, not a curated record.
AGUCCCAAAUUGCGACACGUGCGAAUUUCCGCAGGUUUCGUCGCUGUCAAUCAACACACACGGCGACUCCUCCUCCUCCGAGUUGCGCACGAGAAGCUCCGCGCACGUCCGCACAGCGUCGAGCGAAAGAAAAGGAAGGGAAAGUUUCAGUUUUCGUCCUCCCCCCCCCCCCCCCCCAGCCGACGUUGCAGCAAACCCGGGCGAUGACGCGCGCGGCAGCGUGAAGGCGAGGCAGCUCCGCAGACGCGCUGGCACGCACGCCCAGCAGUAUGCGGCGCAGCGAUGGCAGCCAACGGUAAGAGCACCGCGGUGAGGACGCUGGAGGACCUAACGCUCGAUUCCGGUUAUGGUGGCGCGGCGGACUCGGUCCGGUCGUCCAGCGUGUCGCUGUGCUGCUCCGACCCGCCCCUGCAGUCCCUCUCGCACGGCGGCAACAACCGCUGGCAUCUGACGGAAUCCAUGCACAGCCGACAGAACAGUCUGGACACGGUCAACACGGUGCUGGCCGAGGACACCGAGGCGCUGGAGUGCGCGGCCCAGCUGUGCGCCAAGCUGCCCGAGCCGGAGGAGGUGCCGUGGAGCCUGGCCGAGGUGGAGGACGCGUUGCGGCGCAGGCGGCGGCAGGGGGACGGGGAGCCCCCGCUGCCGCCGCCCUCUCCGGAGGUCCUGGCCCGGCUCUCCGUGCUGGUCAGCCGCGCGCUGGUGCGCCUGGCCCGGGAGACGCAGCGGCUCAGCCUGCGCUACGCCAAGUGCACCAAGCUGGAGGUGCACAGCGCCGUCAAGGUGGUGCUCUCCUGGACCGUCUCCGUCAACUGCGUCGCGGCCGCGCUCGGCGCCCUGUCCCUGUACAACAUGAGCAGCGCCGCGGACAAGUUCGGCCGCGGCAAGUCCGCGCGCUGCGGGCUCGUCUUCUCCGUGGGCAAGUUCUUCAGGUGGAUGGUGGACAGCCGCGUGGCGCUGCGCGUCCACGAGCACGCCGCCAUCUACCUGACGGCGUGCGUGGAGAACCUCUUUCGGGAGGUGCUCGGCCGGGUGGUGCGCAGCGCGCUGCGGCGGCGGGACGACGACGUGCCGCACCUCAGCCUGGAAGCUCUGGAGCAGGCCGUGGGUGCGGACGCGGAGAUUUGGGGGCUGCUGCAGCCCUGCCAGCACCUCAUCUGCGGGAAGAACUCCAGCGGUGUGCCGAGCCUACCCGAGAGUCUGAACCUCCACCGGGAUCAGCAGCAGCGCUCGGGCCGGGGCGACGGUGGUCACGGCUGCUACACUCAAGCUGAACUCCGCGCCGUGGAACAGUCCUUGCUCGCCACGCGGGUGGGAAGCAUCGCUGAGCUCAGCGAUUUGGUGUCGCGGGCCGUGCGCCACCUGCAGCCGCUGCACAUCAAGAACGCCGGCGACGGGGGCGACGGGGGCGACGGGGGCGACGGGGGCGACGGCAUCCACUGGGAGCCGGAGGCGCUGUACACUUUGUGCUACUUCAUGCACUGCCCGCAGAUGGAGUGGGAGAACCCCAACGUGGAGCCCUCCAAGGUCAGCCUGCACACGGAAAGGCCGUUCGCCGUGCAGCCGCCGCUGAUGGAGUGGAUCCGGGUGGCGUCGGCGCACGCCGAGCACCGCCGGAGCCCGGCGGUGGACAGCGACGACGUGCGGCAGGCCGCCCGACUCAUGCUGCCCGGCGUCGACUGCGAGCCCAGGCAGAUCAGAGCGGAGGAUUGUCUGUGCGGCGUGCGCAAGCUGGACGCGGCGUCCAGCGAGGCCAAGUUCCUGCAGGACUUGGGCUUCAGGAUGCUCAACUGCGGCCGCACCGACCUGGUCAAGCAGGCCGUCAACCUGCUGGGACCCGACGGCAUCAACAGCAUCAGCGAGCAGCACGGUGAACGGCACGGUUGGAUCGUUGGCCUCGCAGUUCUGAGGUCCAGGGUUCAAUCCCGGCCCCGCCUGUGUGGAGUUUGCAUGUUCUCCUCGUGCCUGUGUGGGUUUUCUCCGGGUGGGCACUCCGGUUUCCUCCCGCAUCCCAUAAACAUUGGACACUUGAAAUUUCCCCGUCGGUGUGUUUGUUGGUCUAUGUGCCCUGGGAUUGGCUGGCGACCAGUUCAGGGUCCACCCCGCCUCCUGCCUGAUGACAGCCGGGAUAGGCUCCAGUGCUCCCGCGACCCUUGGCAUGACGCCGCUCAUGUACGCCUGCGUCCGAGGCGACGAGGCCAUGGUCCAAAUGCUUCUGGACGCCGGUGCCGACGUCAACAGCGAGGUGCCCGCCACGGUGCACCGGCACCCGUCCGUUUACCCCGACGCACGCCGCGGGACGCCGCUCACGUUCGCCGUCUUGCGCGGGCACGCGCCCGUCGUGCAGCUGUUGCUGGACAACGCGGCCAACGCGGAGGCUUCGCUGCAGGACGGCGCCGACAACUACGCCGAGACGCCGCUCCAGCUGGCCUCCGCCGCAGGAAACUUCGAGCUGGUGAGCCUCCUGCUGGAGCGCGGCGCCGACCCCACGAUCGGCACGACGUGCCGGAACGGCAUCUCGGCGGCGCCGCAGGGCGACAUGAACUCCUUCAGCCUGGCGGCGGCGCACGGCCACAGGAUUUUGACAAGUGUACAAUUGGCGGUCGUAGGAACGUGUUCCGGAAGCUCCUGUCGCACCCGGAGAAGGACAAAGGCGACGUCCUUUCCCUGGAGGAGAUCCUGGCCGAGGGCUCCGCGACGGCGCAGAAGACGCCGGCGCCUCAAGCCGACGGCGGGGGCGGGGGCGGGGGCGGGGGGACGCUGCGACCGGCGAAGGCCAAGCUGCGCGCUCUGCGGGAGGCCAUGUACCACAGCGCCGAGCACGGCCACUUGGACAUCACCGUCGACAUCCGCAGCCUCGGCGUUCCGUGGACGCUGCACACGUGGCUGGAGUCGCUGCGGACCGGCUUCGCGCAGCAGCGCCGCCCGCUGAUCCAGGGCCUGCUGAAGGAUUUCGCCUGCAUCGGCGAGGACCAGUACACGGACGAGCUGCUCACGCACGGCCUGCCGCUCAUGUUCCGCAUCCUUCGGUCCUGCAAGAACGAGGUGAUCAGCCAGCAGCUGUGCGUGAUCUUCACGCAGUGCUACGGGCCCUUCCCCAUCCCCAAGCUGAGCGACGUCAAGAAGAAGCAGACCUCGCGCUUAGACCCGCACUUCCUCAACAACAAGGAGAUGUCGGACGUCACCUUCCUGGUGGAGGGGAAACCAUUUUAUGCGCACAAAGUUCUGCUUUUCACGGCGUCGGCCAGGUUCAAGACGCUGCUCCAGAACCGACCGGCGGCCGAGAACACCUGCAUCGAAAUCAGCCACGUCAAAUACAACAUAUUCCACUUGGUCAUGCAGUAUCUCUACUGCGGAGGCACCGAGUUCCUGCACAUACGCAACACCGAAGUCAUGGAGCUGCUGUCCGCCUCCAAGUUCUUCCAGCUGGAGGCGCUGCAGAGACACUGCGAGAUCAUCUGCUCCAAGAACAUCACCACGGAGACCUGCGUCGACCUCUACAAGCACGCCAAGUUCCUGGGUGCCUCGGAGCUGACUUGCUUCAUCGAGGGCUACUUCCUGAAGAACAUGGCGCUGCUGGUGGAGCUGGACGGCUUCAAGCAGCUCCUGCACGAGCCCCCGCCGGCCCCCGACGGGCCCGCCGCACCCGGCUCGGACAUCCUCCGCGACCUGGAGAAGACGCUGGCCUCUCGCGUGCGCUCCAUCCACCUGUCGGCCUCCAAAGGCUCGGUGGUGUGACCUUUGGUCUUUGUUUUCUUUUGUUUUGUUUUUUUUUUUUCGUUCCCCGAGCGAGCGAUUAGUAGCAAAGGCGGCAGGGGAACCUUUUCAGGUGCAAGCAAGCCCCGCGCGUCUGGGCCACUGUGUUACCGAAACCCUCCCAGCCUGAUGUUUUUUUAUUUUUUUGCAUGAGGCCUUCCCACGGAGGAAGGGGAGGACGCCACUCGAAUAAUGCAUCGUGUAAAUACAACCGCAUUUGUUCUCGCUCUCCGGCUCGACCGUGUAUGUGUUGCACAUCUGUAGCCGUCCGCCAUCUCGCUUUAGCUGCCCCCCCCCCCCCCACCCCAAAUCCAGAAUGUUCCACUCACUUGAAAUCGAGCAAGAGGAUUAACGAGGGAUCGGAAUGCGACGCUCGCGUUUUCGUGUCUUUUCCGGGGAUGCGCUUGCCCUCGGUCGGGUUUUGGAAAUUCAGCCCCCCCUGCGCCCCGUUUCUUCACGCCUUGAAAUUUUUUUUUUUUGGGGGUUUGUUUUCCACAAAAACGUCUCAAGAAUCUUCAUCCAAAAAGAGACGGGAUGUCAACCAUUCCACGCCUUUGCCGCACAUUUUGCGUUUUUCGAAAUCAGCCCCCUCCGAAGCCCGUUUCACUUUGCGGCGUGAAAUUUCGGCGUCGUUACUGGACCUGCAAAAAAAAAAAAAAAAAAAAUCUGCCGUAUGUCCAGUCCAACCAAAAAUCUACAUCAAGAAAUUGGGCGACAACAAUCAACCCAUGACGGAAAAGUGAGGAGAAAUGCACAUUUUUGAUCUGCAGGUGUACCUAAUGAAGUGGCUGCAGGAUGGAAACUGCACAAAGAUGACUGCAAAUAUUUUUUUAAUGCCAUUAAUAAUUAUGAUCAAAUGUGCUGUGCAGUCCAGCGGGCGACCAAAAACGCGAUAGUACGAGUGGUACAAGAUAAAAUGCUAUAUUGAGGCACUUAAACGAUGUAAAUAGCGAGAGAAAUCUUAUUUUUAUUUUCAUACAUGCAGUGCAAUACAGAUUUUAAUUUUGCAUCUAUUUUGUUGCUGUGCACAAAAAAAAAGUAUCCUCUGAAAAGCAAUAUUUCAACAAGUGUAUUGUUGCAGUAGCAGGAAUGUGACGCGCCAACCGUGACGAAAAACGAGCGAGCGCGAAGGGAAGAAGUCAAUUAUUUUCCCGGCAAGUAUUUUUGAAAUGGAAAAGUCGCAGAUGUCAUUUGAAUGCUCAAAUGUUUGAAUCGUUAUGUAUUUUUUUUUUCUACCGACGCCGUGCACUUUUUGCGCCCGUUUUAUUCGGCGCAAUCACACGGACAAAACAACUUUGUCGCAUUGGCGCGUGUUCUCCUGCGGAGGCGCCGGUGAGCCGUCGCAGCGGGGACUUCACAUCCUCGCGGUUCCGUUUGUGCUCGGUUCUGGUCGAACGCGGAAACCCCCCCCCCCCCCCCCCCACGUCGGUUGCCAUUCGCGGCUUUUCUAGUUUGCUCACUAGCGCCUCUGCCGGUGGCCUGACGGUAUUGCAGCGUCGGUUUGUCCCCCCUUUGUUGUUGUUACUUUGCCUGUCGAAAUGUUCUGUUACGGCUUGUUGAAAAAAAUGGAUUAAUUUCCCCCCCCCCCCUGCAAAAUUCAAAAAGUCUUUAUGUGUGAACCCCUGUGAAAUAUUCACUAGGAUGUCAAUUUUACCAUUUUGAGGGGGAGAAAAAAUGAAUUUACCACCCCUGGAAAGGGACCCGUUUUUUUUUCUCCCUUUACUUGUUGAACAUGUACAGUGCGCAAUUGAUGUAUAGCAUAUAAAUAUGGAAAAAGUCUCCUCAAUGACAUCUGGUGUGAGAAGCGAGGAUGCAGUUUGUGUUUGGGCAAAGAGGAACGUUCCACUCGUGCUGCACAUUCCAUGUUUUUGUGGACAGACAAUAAAUGAGCACAUUUUCA